This is a messenger RNA of Magnusiomyces paraingens, 7116 nucleotides long. RefSeq lists its product as uncharacterized. The coding region runs from base 1 to 7116 and encodes 2371 amino acids. The record is from RefSeq and is a predicted model, not a curated record. Lineage: Eukaryota; Fungi; Ascomycota; Dipodascomycetes; Dipodascales; Dipodascaceae. The transcript has 3 exons.
AUGAACAAUUCAAACUCUGAAAAGGCUCCUGCCAUCCAUUCUUUGUCGUCACGUCCAGCUUAUUUGAAACAUAAAAGACAACGGUCUCGCUCCAUAGAACCAAUCGAAUACUAUUCGCCUACUGAUGACUUCAAACAUCCUGUUUCUAAUACCAUUCUAGCUUUACACCAAUCUCUUAAACAAUCUGCUGUGACCUCAUCAUCAUCAUCAUCUUCUUCUCCAUCUAUUUCUUCAUUUUCAACUCAUGCUUCUAAAACACGAAGAGCCAGCGGACCUCCUAGUCUUUCGCUUGGAUCAACCCCUAAAAUGACCAAAUCAUGGCCAUCCACUCCAAAAAGAAAUACUUCACUUCCAAUGUACAAGUUCCCGGUCCCUGUAUCUCUUCACAAUCCAGAAGACAACCGUAGCAAAAAUAACCAAUCUUUUAAAAGUAAAAGUGUUGAGCGAUCUGCUUCCUCUCCACCUUCUUCUCAUGCCUGCUUGCAAAUGCCUUUGGUUACACCUAAUAGAAGUCGAUCAAGAUCAUCUUCAAUUUACAUUCCAAGUCCUGCGGAGCUUAACACCAACAUUACUUUCCAAAUACCCAAGUCUUCACUUACAACUUUUAUUCCACCACUGGACCGUUUCCCAUCUAAUUAUCAACGUUCUCAGUCUUUUUUGAAUCCCCCAAAGAACCAUAUAAUAGACAAGCAACAACAGCAACAACAGCAGCAGCAGCAGCAGCAGCAGCAACAGGAAACAACGGUGAUUGUAUCGUGUGUGCAACCGCUCUCUCCAUCACCAAGGAAAAUGGGCAGUGAACUGUACCGAGAGUAUAGUCAACAUACACUCAAUACCAUGGAAGCCAAGGCUAGCGAAAUGACUUAUGGGGGGUCAACAUUGUCAGGGUCAAACUCAAUUUCUUUAGUAUCAGCUCCUGGGUCAGCAGAGGCAGCAGCGGCAGCAGCGGCGCCAGGUUCUGCUUCAAAGUCAGACAUCGAGUCUAGGUAUAUGUCUAGAUCAGAAUCAGAUUCCGGGUCAAGGCUAGGAAUAGGUUCGAGAGGAACUGGGUCCAAUACUAGUGGGCUUGACGGGAAUGAGUUUGACGAUGAUUUCCUAAGGUACAAAAAUGGAGCGUAUGGAACUAUAACCCCUCGGCCCCAACAAUGGACUUUAAAUAGCAGUGAGGAAGGAGAUGGUAGGUACUAUCAGAACGAAUAUGCACCUACAAUGUCAUCGUCUAGCAUUUUAGGGUGCUUUGAGUUGGCAGAAAACAUGUCCUUGUCGCAGCUGUCUGUUGAAAGUUGUGUCAAGCAGCAACAAGAGCAAGAAAAGUUGGAGGAGCAACAAAAGAAACUUGAGCGACAAUUAAAACAGAAGCAGGAGGAGAAGGAGGAGCUAUUAAAACUACAGCAAGAGAAUAAUUUGAAUGGCAGCAGCAACAGCAGCAGCAGCGGCAGCGGCAGCAGCGGCAGCGGCAGCGGCACUGCUACACCGGUACCACGGAAAACAGUGACUCCUCAUGUGGAAACACCACAGCUACAAGUUCUAUCGCGGGAGACAAUGGCGAUGACUCGUGCGGGAUUCCAAACAGCGCCGGCGCUGUUGUUUUCGUCAUCUUCUUCUUACAAACAUUAUUCCAACAAUCAAAAUGGGGGUCCAUUUGGAGGGCCACUGGAAGUUCCCAAGAAACGGAGCAAGAGUGCAUCAUUUAUAAAUUUUUUCUCAAAGACUUUGAAGCGAGACAAACGGUCGCAUAGCAGUGGGAGUAGUAUGGAUAUACAUGGGGGAAAAAGAGUUGAAGACAAUAGUCGUCAAAGAAGUAAAAGUGUAAGCAAUAGUAUGGUCGGAACUCCUCCAAGAAUUCGAAUAAGCAGUGCAAGCAAUUUUUUAUCAUUUUUGGAUCUUAAACGGUACUCGAUAACUCCAAGGGGGUCUCCAGAUUCUGAUUGUAUUAUUGUUGGGAGUACAGUUACGCCAGACAAAAAUGGUGGUGAUGGUUUUAGCGGCGGUAAGAAUGCAGCGGGUUUGGUGACAACGCCGGCGACAGUUGCAGGGACGUUUACGACAUGUGCUGGAACAACUCCUGGAAGCAGGAACAGCAGGAAUAGCAGCAGCUACAGUACAUUUAGUGGAACCACCAGUGACAAUACUGUUGCUACUAGGACUGGAGAUACAGACAGUCCCAACAGUAACAGUAACAAUAACAGUAACAAUAACAGUAACAACAGUAACAACAUUACUACUGCGGAAAUGCGUCAACUAAGUUUCAUCCGAGUAGGCGAGACACCUUCACCUGAGUUACUACUAGAUGACGGUAACACAGUUAGCAAUCGUCGGGUGUUCAACAGCUGCUCAUCCUAUCCCGUAUCUUUUACAUCGUCGUCGUCGUCGUUGUCUUCACCGUCGCCUUCAACUUCUCCGCGUCUUCCGGUCCGUACUUUUACACCAGGGUUACGGUUACAACAACAGCUGAUGCGAUCUACAAUGGCAUUGGAGGAGACAAUAGAGGAGGGUGGACAAGGUUUAGUUGCAGAAUCUGUGCAUGUGCCAGAGCAGUCAGAGCAGCCGCAGGAGCAGCAGGAGCAGCACGAGUGUCACAGGGUUGAUGCAGACCACGAGACUUUGCAGCGUCCGCAUAAACGCAGGUUUCGAGACUUUUUACAAAAAUCAACAUUGUCGCCCAAGUCAUGGACCAAAUUUUCGUCAUCAUCAUCAUCAUCAUCAUCUUCUUCAUCUUCUUCUUCUUCCUAUUCUUCUUUAGGAUCCGAGGGCUUUUGGAAGAAACGGCGGAGCAGUGCCGAUAGGAUGGCCAAGAAUAUCAACAACCUCCAGCUUAUCAUGGACCCGGCCCAGUCCAUAAAUUCCUCAUCCUUACAGGACCCGGCAACCUCUCCUGGCCAAAGAAGCUCCGGGUCUUCGUCAAUCCAAUCUUCGGUCGAUAUUAACGUCCGUCAAAGACCCCCUCCAUUGUCUUUUAAAAAUGAAAACUCACCAAAUCCACCUGCUUUUGAACCCUCCGCAAUUGCCCCUCCCCCUUCUCAUCAUCAUAAUCAUCAUCAUCAUCAUCACCAUCAUGAUAACGAUAAUACACUUUUGGCAAGCUCUACAAGCUCUACAAACUUUAUAAGUGCAUCAGCAACUGCGAACCCCUUACCAAACUCAGAAUCUUCAACCCCAUCAACUCUUCAGGCCCUUUCAUCAUCAUCAUCAAACUUCCAGGUCUUACCUCCAGUAACAGCACCAGCUUUUAGACCUGAACAUUCCCGAACCUCUUCUUCUGCAACCGCAGCCUCUGCUCAGAGACAUUCUAUCGCCCCAAGUCUUGCUGGAAGACAUUCACUCAUUUCACAAUAUUCACCAGUCAUUGAAAAGGCUACAGAAAUCUCCAUUGUCUCAACAUCCUCUCGCUCAGAAUACUUCCAGUUCCCCCCAUCAAAUCCAACUUCCGCAACUGACCCAUUGUUCCAUGUCACUGGCCCUAGAAUCCUCCCACCUUUCCAACAUGGUGCCCAAAACUAUUCAUCCCCUGACCUUUCGUCCUCUCUCAUUGCUACAACCUCAGGUCUCUCUAAUGAAGCUAUCCCCCUGACCAAACCUUCACUUUCUCUCCCGCAACCAGGCACCGAAAGAAACACUUCUGCCCUCCUUCAGCUUCGUCAACAAACCUCCCAAAUGGAAUCCAUUCUAGGCGACAUUCGAUUCCAACGCAUCAUGCUACUUGGAGGUAUCUCUUCUCCAUCCUCCACAAAGGACCAGGAUCAGAUACAAAUGACUACUGCUGCCGAUGCAUUCUCCCCAUUGUCUCAACAAUCUUCAAUUUCUUUCCUCUCGUCUUUCCCAUCAAACCAAAGUUCAACCUCUGAUAUUGCCCGCUCAGGUACUGUCCUCUAUACCCCAAUGGCCCAAAUACCAAUCCAAACCUCCCCAACAUCCUCAAGCAACUCCCUCAAAGCUGCUAUUGCUGCUGCACAGGCUGCUGCUGCUGUUAUCCCUUCACAAACAACUAGAGCUUCAGCCAUCCAAAACUUGCCAGCUACCGUCCUUAAUAAAGACCUCCCUCAGCUCCCCCCAGAAGCUUCUGCUUCUACUUCUGCCUCAGCUGAUAUUCUCCAUCCAAUCCCUUCCCGCCGCAAUAUUGCCCCCCUCAAACGCUCCUACCAGCGCCAAUCAAUGCCUCCCUUGCCUUCUUCAGCUGGUAUGACAGUCAUUCCUGUCUCAAAACCCCCUCUUAGUGUCCCCCAGUACCCUCUCCCUCCUAAACCUGUUCCACUUCCUUCUUCCCCCACUGAAUUACGCGCCCAACACGCACGCUCCCACUCUUUGCCCGUUCGUUUUGCCCAACCUGACGCGUUGCAUCAUGAUGAUGAAAACCCUACCACCCCUAUAACUAGUCAGCUCAAUGAACAGUCCUUGGGUGGAGAAGACCAAGGUGAUAAAAAUGGUACAGGUAUUGGCACACAAAUUCAAAGCCAUGCAGCAAAUAGUAGCAUUAGUGUUAUUGGCAGCGCUCCGGGACUUAAUAUGUCGUCUUCAGGCGCUGCAUUUAUGUCCUUUGCUACUCCUCAAAAUGAUGCCCCAACACCAAGCUCAGCCAUCCUCAACUCUGAUAUUGGAAUCUCAAGUAGUAGCAGCAGUUCAAAUACUCCAGCUAGUGGGAACGCUAGAGAUCCCGCUUCGUUGGCUUAUGAUCAAUUGCCUCCCCCACCUAACAUUGGACGCCUCACUGACUCCUCAUCAACUUCUCCAACAACCCCUACAGCACUUGGUUUAACUGCAAUGACAAAACUUGCACCACCCCCACCCUACGCAGGUGGUGUUCCUCUUGCUGAAAUUCGGUCAUCUUCUCCGGCUUCAAGUUUCCGUACAGCACCAUCCUCUCCGCUCAAAAUUUCUUCGGUAACCCCCACAUUGGCACCAGUAUCUAAUGAUCUCGAGUUCCCUGUCAUGCCCUUUUUGCGUGGCUCUUCAUCCUUGUCAACCUCGCGUCCAAGUACUUCUGCAAGUGACGUUGACUCUUAUUUCAGUGCUGCCUCUGGUGGAAGUGGCGGUGGCCGUUACUCUCCAGACCCCCUUGCCCAAACCUACCCGUUUUCUCGUGCACGCGCCAACUUGAGCUCUGCUGGCUCUACAGGAAUUGGUAUAGGACUCACCGGCGUUCAAACUGGGCCUGGAAAUACCCCUACUGCAGACGAAAUGCUUGCUCACGCUGGGUUUGUUGAAACCGGCUACGAGGUGUCUUCUGCAAUUGCAACUCCUCAAAUCACGCAGGACACUACUGUAAUCGGGACCGGUGGAACUGGCCAAGGAGGGUACUACACAACGACAUCUCGGCCUUACAACACUAACAGUAGUACAGUGUCUACUAGUGGAGAGUCUGGUACCGUUCUUGGACCUGCUUUCCAAGCAACCACUCCAGUCUUUGCCACAUCCUCACCUUUGAUUUCUCAUGGGUCCUCUUCGCUCAUCACCACUAGCUCCUCGCUUGUUGUUUCGUCCGCUGGACCUACCACUGGACCUGCUUCAUCCUCCUCGGACCGCCAUACGUCGUCUUUCUCUCAUGACCCUGGAUCGCCCAGUUACACAACUGCUACAACAACCACAGCAACAUCUGCGCAGACCCAGCAACAGCAACUGCAGCCGCACCAAACACACAAGCGCACAUUGUCUUCACCUUUGCUUGCUUCUAUGCCUCCACCCCCUCCUUCGGCUUUGAUUGGAACUUAUGCCUCAUCGUCAGGGCUGGAGCCGAUUUCGUCGCGCACUUCUCCAGAUGUGACGGCAACAAUUACUGGUGCACCUCACCAGGCGCCAGAGGAUUAUGACCAGCAGCAGCAGCAGCAGCAUCAGCAUCAGCAGCAUCAGCAGCAGCAGCAGCAACAACAACAACAACAACAGCAACCGCUUCAUACCCGCGACUUUAGAACUUCAACGGGUGCAGAGGUGUUCCCUGUGGCUGCGCUCAACAGGCUUAGCCAAAUGUCUCAUCAAACGUUUUUGUCCUCCUCAUCACCUCCGCCUCAGCUCCAGUCCCAGACUUCUCACGAGUCUGGAGCUGAUCAUACUUCAGCCACAAAUACUAUGCGCCCGGACUCUAUGCCUUCCGAACCCUUGUCAUCGUCUCCCUCGGCCACAGCCUUGGCAGCUGCAGCUGCAGCGUCUACAGCAGCUGCUGCCGAUUUGUCGGCCCUACAUACAAGUUUCCGUCGUUCUAAGGAAGUCUCCAGAAACUUGCGGCAACACUCUUACGAUUACGACGGUCUCAACUCGAGUCGCACGUCGCAGCAAAGUGCAGUAGCAGCAGCAGCAGCUGCGGGCCAUGUCACGGGCACGGUACCCAUUCCACCGCCACACCGCGUCAUCUCCGAGCACUUCCCACUGGGCUCGCAGCCGCGACGCGCGGAACUUGAAGGCAGCACGCCCAGCAGCACUGCAACGAGCAGCACGACGGGAGCCACGGCAACAACACCAGCUGUGGCCGGGGUCACCAAUACGGUGACUCUUGGGCCUAGUGCUGGCGGCAGCAGGUACAACUUUUAUGAUGAGUACAGUCCCACAGGAGCGUACGAGUACGUGGCACAUGACGGAUCAAUUUCUGGGAAUACAACAACCACAACCACAGGCAUUACUGUAGGCAUUGCCACAGCAGGAGUCACUGCAGGAGCCAGUGCAGAACCUCGUGCCUCGCGGAGCCAACGCUCGAGAAUCUCGUCGCUCGGAGCCCUCCCUCCCACGGCACCAAUCCACCGGUCCACGGCUACACCUUUGGCAGCGGCAGCUGCUGGGCGCCGCAAGUCGGGCGGCGUAGGUGGUUCCUCUGGGCCCUCAUCUCGUGGCGGUGGCGGUAACGGUAACGGUAAUGGUAACGGUGGUGGUAGUGGCAAUAGCAGCGGGGCUCCUGCCACGACAUCUCGCCAGCCAUUUAACCGUGAAACAGUCCAGCAGCUGCUGGAAUUGUCGGAUGUGACGUUGCGCCUGGACGAGCUCGAUAUGCCGCCGGCUGAACGCUUACUGCUGGAAAAGUUUGUAGACGCGUUGGCCAAGCUGUCAACAGACAUCUCCGCAGAUAGAUAUAAGCGUCGCGAGGGCGUGCGGCGCCUCCACAAUGCCUUGCGUGCUAUCGAGGGAUGGAUUUGA